AGGGGGAGAUAAGAUGGCGGCGGACACGGGGAGUUGGUGCAUGUAUGCAGUGCUGCGAUUUUUUUAUUCACUCUUCUUUCCUGGACUAAUAAUAUGUGGAGUUUUGUGUGUAUAUUUGGUCAUUGGCCUUUGGGUUGUCAGGCGACAUCUACAGAGAAAGAAGAAGUCCAUCUCAACCAGCAAAAGUGGAAAAGAUCCAAUGGUGGUUGCAUUUUUCCAUCCCUACUGUAAUGCAGGCGGCGGAGGAGAGAGGGUUCUGUGGUGUGCUUUGAGAGCCCUGCAGAAAAAGUAUCCUGAAGCAGUUUAUGUUGUGUAUACUGGUGACAUUAAUGUCACUGGUCAACAGAUACUAGACGGUGCUUUCAGAAGGUUUAACAUCAAGUUGGUUCAUCCAGUGCAGUUUGUUUUCUUGAGGAAACGCUACCUUGUGGAAGAUUCCCGCUAUCCUCACUUCACAUUGCUAGGCCAAAGUCUUGGAUCCAUUCUUCUUGGUUGGGAAGCUCUGAUGCAGUGUGUUCCUGAUGUUUACAUCGAUUCAAUGGGCUAUGCCUUCACACUCCCUCUGUUUAAAUACGUGGGAGGUUGCCGAGUUGGAAGCUAUGUUCACUAUCCCACUAUCAGCACUGACAUGCUGUCUGUAGUGAAGAAUCAAAAUCCUGGAUUUAAUAAUGCGGCUUUCAUUAGCAGAAAUGUUCUUCUCAGCAAAGCAAAGCUCAUCUAUUACUAUUUAUUUGCUUUUAUUUAUGGCCUUGUUGGGUCUUGCAGUGACAUAGUCAUGGUUAAUUCUUCUUGGACACUAAACCAUAUUCUCUCACUGUGGAAAGUUGGGCAUUGCACUAACAUUGUUUAUCCACCUUGUGAUGUGCAGACAUUUCUGGACAUCCCUUUACAUGAGAAAAAGGUGACCCCAGGACAUUUACUAGUUUCCAUUGGCCAGUUCAGGCCUGAGAAGAAUCAUGCUUUGCAAAUUAAAGCCUUUGCUAAAUUGCUGAAUGAGAAGGCAGCUGAGUCAGGCCAUUCUCUCAAACUUGUCCUUAUUGGAGGGUGUCGGAACAAAGAUGAUGAGUUUAGAGUAAACCAGCUAAGAAGACUAUCUGAGAAUUUGGGAGUUCAAGAAAAUGUGGAAUUUAAAAUAAACAUUUCAUUCGAUGAAUUGAAGAAUUACUUGUCUGAAGCAACAAUCGGUCUGCAUACCAUGUGGAAUGAGCAUUUUGGGAUUGGAGUUGUCGAGUGUAUGGCAGCUGGCACAAUUAUCCUUGCCCACAAUUCAGGAGGCCCAAAGCUGGACAUUGUCAUUCCGCAUGAAGGACAAAUAACUGGAUUUCUGGCUGAGAGUGAAGAAGGCUAUGCUGAAACCAUGGCUCAUAUUCUUUCUCUGUCUGCAGAAAAGAGACUUGAAAUCAGGAAAAACGCUAGAGCGUCCAUAAGCAGGUUUUCCGACCAGGAGUUUGAAGUAGCCUUCCUGUGCUCCGUGGUGAAGUUACUUACGUAAGCCCAGUCUGCACAUUCUAGGUAUUCUCUGCAACGUGGAGCUGGAGCUGUAGAUAGAGGGAGAGCCUGUGCUUGGUGUGUGCAAGUCCCGAGUUCCAUCUCCAGCAUCAAAAGUAAAAGGAGACUCCUUCACCUGUAAAUAUCUUCUAAAUUUAUUCUUUAUUGUAAUAAAAGCAGCCUGAGCAAUAUUCUCAGCAAUGUGUAUAUACACAAGGCAGUAGUUAACAAAACAGCCGAAUUAAUCUAUAUGGAAAAAGUAAUCUCACUUUUUAUUUAUUUUUAUUUUUAUUUUUGCUUUUUUGAGACAGGGUUUCUCUGUAUAGCCCUGGCUGUUCUAGAACUCACUCUGUAGACCAGGCUGGCCUUGAACUCAUACAGAUCCCGCCCGCCUCUGCCUCCCAAGUGCUGGGCCUAAAGGUGUGCCAACUAUACCCAGCUUCAUGUAGCUUAAUGUACAGAUUUUACUUACUGUUUGGUUUCAAAAUCUGAACAGUACAGAUCUCAAAGAAAAAAAAACUGCCAAUCAAAUAUUCAUAUUCUCAUGCAUCUUUUAAUUGGGUCUUUUCCUUUCCUUGUCUUAAUCCUUGAGUGUUCCUGCUUCCUCUCCCAGAAUGCACUAGUGCAUUGCUGGUGGUGGGACCCAGGGCCUCAUGCAGUCUAGACAAGAACUCUGCCUACUGAGCUGUGUCCCAAAUCCUGCUGCUCAAGUCAUCUUUGCUUGAGAAAACAAAAUAAUACUUUCUGAGUUUCCAAACUGUUUUAUGAUGCUGGAGGACCAUGGAGAGCCUCAGACUGUAGGGAAGAGCACAGACGUGUAUGCUCAUCACCACAGCGCACUGAGCUGAUCUCAGAGACUUCUUCCAGAGGAAAGGGAAGUGCUGAAAGAAACAGCAGUGAAUCAGCUGGCACUCUAAAAUGUAUUCUUAAAAGUUUUGGAUUAAAUUCUGUUUGAGGUGUGGGUUUGGGGUUAGAGAUUGACCCUAGAGCCAUGCUCAUGGUACACAAGUGUUUUAACCCCUGAGCUACUUUACCUCAACCCCAGGAGUCCCGAAAUAACAGCAUGGAUAACCCUUUUAAGUAUACCUACUAAUUUUCUUAAAAGGAAGAAGAAACUUCAAACAGGCAUCUCUAAUCCUAUUCCUAAAGUAUCAGUCAAGAGUUGGGGUGGACUGAUUUCUCCAUGGGUGUGUACAGAUAUGUUGAAGUCAAAACAGGAGGUAAUCUUUCCUAUAACUAGGUUUGUGUGGAAAUUGGGUUUUGUUUAGAACCUACCACAAUUUAUUUGUAUGGGUUUCUCUUAACAGCUCCAUUUAAGGCUAAAAGUCAGCCUCAAUUCAUUCAAGAGAAUAUCAAGCUAAGUUGCUUUUCUGAAACUGAUCAUGUAUUUAUAAUGUAUAUACACACAGAGAGAAAAAAAAUAUAUAUACACACACACAGAGAGAGAGAGGGAGAGAGAGAGAGAGAAAUUAUUUUUCUGUGUAUAAAUACACAGAUAAUUUUAAUGAACUUUUCUCUUCUGGACUGACACAUGAGCCAAAGACCACCUAACCAAAAAAAAAAAAAAAAAACAACAACAACAACAAA
Messenger RNA from Apodemus sylvaticus (European woodmouse), 3075 nucleotides. RefSeq names its product ALG11 alpha-1,2-mannosyltransferase (gene Alg11). The transcript has 4 exons. The record is from RefSeq and is a predicted model, not a curated record. Gene Ontology annotation, biological process: protein N-linked glycosylation. Gene Ontology annotation, molecular function: GDP-Man:Man(3)GlcNAc(2)-PP-Dol alpha-1,2-mannosyltransferase activity. Gene Ontology annotation, cellular component: endoplasmic reticulum membrane. NCBI's taxonomy places the organism in Eukaryota, Metazoa, Chordata, Mammalia, Rodentia, Muridae. Bases 14 to 1492 code for a protein of 492 amino acids.